Molecule: messenger RNA, 6585 nt
Organism: Ceratosolen solmsi marchali
Lineage: Eukaryota; Metazoa; Arthropoda; Insecta; Hymenoptera; Agaonidae
Gene: Atg2
Product: Autophagy-related 2
Exons: 19
Coding region: 185-6460 (2091 amino acids)
Biological process (GO): autophagy of mitochondrion; autophagosome assembly; reticulophagy
Cellular component (GO): phagophore; phagophore assembly site
Molecular function (GO): protein-membrane adaptor activity; phosphatidylinositol-3-phosphate binding
Source: RefSeq, a predicted model, not a curated record
UUGUUUGUUACUUCUCUUUCAUAAGUACGCGAUAACUUUUUUUCUACCCUUUUAUAUGUAUAUACAACGAAGUGUAAACAUAUUAACGAAAAACAACAAAUUGAAUUUUUUUUUGAUAAUUAAGUAAGUUAGAGGUAAUAAAUGCAGUUUUUAGAGUGAAUGGUCACUCCCUUAGCCAAUAGAAAUGUCUUGGCUGGGAUGUUUACCAUGGUCUGAAGGAAUAAAAAAAAGAGCAUGCAGAUACCUAUUGCAGCGGUACCUAGGUCAGUUCCUAGAGGAAAAACUGACUUUAGAUCAAUUGACAGUGGACCUUUACAAUGGAACUGGUCGUGUUACAAAUGUUAACCUAGAUGUACAAGCUCUUAAUGAGUUGGGAGAGCAACAGCAUUUGCCAUUACAGUUUGUUGAUGGUUUUGUGGCAGAAAUGUCAGUUAGUAUCCCAUGGUCAGCGUUACUAAGUGAUCCAAGUUAUGUUGAAGUAACUGGUCUCAGAUUGACAGUACAACCUAGACAGAGACCAGACACAGGAGCUUCCAUGUUUGAGUCUAUGUGGAGUUCAAUGACUUCUAGUAUGCAACUAGCUCAGGAAUGUUUACAACAAGAUGCCAAUAAUAUAAGCAAUUCUCAGCCAUUGGAAGGAAUUGAAUUAUUUGCUCAAACAAUAGAUUCAAUUUUAUGCAGAGUUAAAAUACGAUUUUUGGAUACUGUAAUACGUUUGGAACAUGUGCCACUUGAUUCUAGUACUGGAGUAGCAAUGGAAAUUUUUAUCCAAAAUUUGGAAUACUCAGACGAAGCUGGAUCAGAUCCAUCUCAUGCCACUUUAGAUCCUAAUCAAUCAUCUAAAGGAUACGUAGUAUCUGCUUUUAGUACAAAGCGUUUUUAUUUAGAAGGUGUUACUUUUCAUACAGAUGAAUUUCCGUCACAAGCAAGAACAUUUUCCAAAAGUGUGAUAACCAUGAGCAGAGGUUCUACUCCAGAGUCUAAAAAUUCAGAUGGACAAUUUUCAUCUGCACAAAUAUCUCCGAUACAAAAUAUGCAAAUACCACCAGAUACAAAUAUAAUUAAUAAUUUAAGUGAAUCAAAUCCCAUUGUUUUUGGAAAAUUGUCUGGACGUCAAGAAAUUCGUUUGAAAUUAAAACAAGGUGAAGGUGUUGCAGGACCUAAAGUAGAGUUUAUGGCCACCCUAGGUUCUUUUACAAUAUUCUUAAGUCCUAGACAACUCCAUCUUUUAAUGGAAUUGAUGCAUGGUCUUGCCUCACCAGAUAUAGAAGAUAUAAGCAAUGUUACUCCAAGAACAACUUGUACAGAAAAACCCAUGGCAAAUAGUGAUUUUAAGAGAGUUGAGCGAGAGCUUUUAAGUCAAGUUAACACUAUUCCAGGAUUUCGUACAAUGGAUUUGCGUCAUGCACAAGGUUGGUCAACCACAUCGCAUGAUGAUUCCGAUAACGAGGACGAAUUUUUGCCGAUGUGCGUACCCGGAAUUAAUUCUAUGAGUAAUUCAAUUUUAAGUAAUAAUGCAAGUAUGGACGGGAGCCUAUUUAGUAGUAGUGUAAGUUCGAAAAAUUCGGCAAUUAAUACUUCGAAGCAGCACAAAUAUAGACAGAGUAUCGAUGCUGAUACCUCAACAGAGACAUCGCAGUUUCAUGUGAGAGUUUCAUCAGUGGCUAUGAUAUUGCUUCACGACAAUAUAUUAACAAUUGGUAUUGAUGCAUAUGGUCCAACUAGAGCCAGUACUGAGAUUAUGAAAACGACUGCGGAUAAUUUUUUUAUGACGCUAGGGAUUUUUGGAAUGGGUGGUUAUGGUAAUAAAGACUUUGAAAAGGCUUCAAAGCUCUUUGCAGAUGCUUGCCAACAUAGUCAUUUACGAUUUUUGGCAGCUCCUUUAGUAGUCGAGGGAAGCGAAAAGACGACUGUUCAAUACUCUACAAUAUCAGGAAAACUAAGUUUAGCUAGCUUAGAAAUUGUUGAAUGUUUAGUUGAUAGUAUGUCCAACAAUCAAGGAUUGAAUAAUGCGACGUUUAUAGAAUUGCUUACUUUUCAAAAAAAAGCCACUACAAAUACAACUUUUUCAAAUAAAACAGAUUUUGAAAUGAUAUUUAAUUAUACGGAAAAAGCUGUUAGACAUGGUCAAAUGAUAAAAUACAGCCAUCCUCGGGCAGAAUUCGAUAUAACGUUAGAACCAUGUCAAGGUGAGUUCGAUAUUACAAUAAUUGAUAGAAUAUCUACAUUUUUAAAUCGACAACCAAUAUGCACAUUUAGUCCAAGUUCAGCCACAGCUAAACAAAAUGUGAAUCAACAGAAGUUAUUUUAUCAAGCUGUUGAAAGCACGUCACUGCCAGAUACUCGAAUUGAUAUUAAAGUGUCGUCCUCUAAUUGUAUAAUAGUCCUCAGGUUCCCCAUACCGGAUCUACGACCCUUGCAUGAUAUGAAUCGUAUUCCCUGGUGGAAGCGUUCAGUACGUCCAGACUACGUGACGUUACAUCUCACGGAUGCAAACCUACAUACAUCGUUGGAUAGUCGGCAACCAAACCUAGCGCGACAUGAGAUCCAAUGCCGUCAAUUCUUGCUCACAUAUACAGAGGCGGAAUCAGAUGUACCCCUACAUAUCGGCAAGGGGUCAGUAGAUGAAUGCCGCUCUGAUGAAUUUCUCCAAAAUGAAGACGAAGGCUUCGGGUGGCCUCGGGUUGUCAUAACGCUCUUUCCACAAAAUCUAGGUGGACCUCUGAUGGAAGAUAGUUCCGAGGGUGAACCAGAAUCAAGCUUGGAUGAGACACUUGAGAAUACUCCAAGACAUCAGCCCUCACCUUUUAGUUCUAAACGGAUCAUUCACGAAUCGGACACGCCACAUGCGAAGCCCUACAAUCAGAAUGAUAAUAAAGAAGACUCUGAACACAGAGAGGGUGAGGAGUUGAUUAUUCCUGGCAAUAGGCAAGAAAUGAUGGAAUUUAUAGAAGAAGGAUCACAAAACUCAAGAAUUCAAUUGGAAAUUGGCUUACCAUGUGCUUCUAUUCAAAUACCUUCAAAGCAUCUAUAUGAAUUAAUAUAUAACAGAUUUAAUACUGAUCUUUUUCUGUGGGAACCAUCUGCGCCACGACCUAAAUACGCAUCAAAUACUGAAACGAAUAUUGGUCUUGACUUUGCAACAACACUAUUACAAGAAUCUGUAUAUCCAAAAUUCAGUAUGUGCAAAAGUGGUAUCCAGUAUGAUUCUGACUCUGACACAGAAGAAGAAGAAGGAAUAUUUCAUUCAACUACAGAUAGACUGACAAAUAAUCAAAGGCAAAAUCAUAUUUUCAAAAAUAACCAAAGUAAGGUAGCUGUAACAUUGACAAUAAGUCAAGGAAUUUUAACCAUGUACACCCCGGUUAGAGAUUCCAUGAGAAAUGUAAUACCUGGCCAACAAGGUGAAAUUAUUAUGCGGUUCGAAGACGCAAUAUUAUUUUCGGUUUCAGAUUAUAAGGGUGAUGAAAAUCUAAGCUAUGUCUGUUUAAUGAUUAAAGAUGUUAAAUUAUACCAUUGUGGCUUAGUAACCAUACCUUCACAGGAUCCUCCCUUAAGAUCAAUUAACAGCAUUAUACCAAAACAUUGUCAACGUUCAAUAUAUAGAAGCGAACCUGGUGCUAAUAUUUCAUUGAAUUUAAUAGAAAAAGAUAUGCUAUCUGUAGCUAUUCGAAUACAAGCUGCUCAUGAGACUCAUAGAAUAAAGACUUUUAGAGUAGCUGCUGGAAUAAGUGAUGCGACUUUGAAACACACAGUAUCAACUUCUCAAACUUCAUGGUUCACACAAUUAACAGAUUGUUUAGAUAUUAUUGAUCAUCCUGUUGCAGGGUAUAUACCGCCUGGAAUUUUAACCGAAUUACAUGUUCAUCUUUGGGAUUGUGCUAUCGAUUAUUGUCCUACAUAUUUGCCGUUGAGGUCGAUGAUAACACUUGGUAGCUUCAGUGUAUUAAGUAAUAUUGCUGCGCAAACAAACACUUCAAAUCUUCGCUUUAUCGCCGAGGACAUGGCACUUUUCAUAUCAGAUAAAAUUGGCAAAGUUGUGGAUUUGAGGCAUGACUAUGUAUGCGUUAUGGAUCUCGGUUUAUUUGAACUAUCAUUGAGGCUCAAUGAAAAAAUGUGUGGAGGCGCACCGAGGAUUGAUUUACGUGCUAGUAAUAAUGUCUUACAUGUGCGCACUUGCUCGGACUCCGGACGGGCGCUUAUGCAACUACUUACAUACUUUGCCAGUGAUGGGGAUAUGACACCAAAUAGUGGCAGUAUGGAAAGCAUUACCGUGCCUAGUUCUGAAGAUGGCGAAAGUUUACUCGGGGACGAGGGUAUUAAUUUCCUAAGUAAGAGUCAGGUCGAAAGAGUGAACAGCUUAAUGGAAGAGGCUAUGGAAGAUACUGUCAAAGUGACUGCGGACAAACUGGACAGAAAGCCGUUAGAGAAAGAGAAUCAAGUUGAGGUGUUCUUUUUUCCCGAUGAGUCAAAUCCAACGACAGUGAAUGAAGUGUUGAGGAGCGUUGGGACAAAUGUCGAGUCUACAGACAACCAUAAAGUAAUCUAUGAUGAUGGUGAUGAGGACUUUUGCAUAUUGGGAGAAGAGGCCGGAGUGGGUAUAAUGCCACGUCACGGUGUUCCAGAGGUGCGAUGGCUCUGCCAAGAGUCCGUGCGCAUAGUCGACAAUCAUUUUGGUAUACCGCUCGGCAAAACUGAUCUUCUUAAAGCCCCCAAGAACUUUCCCCCAGCUAUACUCAGAUAUACCCUUUGUGAAAUGAGCCUUGUCUGGCAUAUAUACGGUGGUAAAGACUUUGGAAAAUCAGAACCAGCAAUUAAAAAGCAUAUAACAAUCAAUGAUAAUUCAUCCAACUGUGUGGGCUACAUUCAAGGAAGGAGUCGCUCAGCCAUUGAAGGUAUUAGCUAUAACAAGAUCUCACCGAAUAAGGUGCGGUUCGGCAGCGUGCCAAGUUCACCCCGAGCACGCGCUCGUAAUUUCGCGAGUGAUUGGCAAGAACUUGGUGGCCCUGGUCGGCGCCAUGACGUACUUAUGGAGCUUCAGUUAAACAAAAUUCGCUUCCAGCAUGAAGUCUACCCGGAGAGCGCACCCGAAGCUUCACGUCAAAUCCUUCUCGUCAGUGAAAUUGAGGUGCGCGAUAGGCUCGCAAGCUCUCACAUAAACAAAUUCCUCUAUCAGUACAGCAGUGAGGCUCAACCACGUCAGUCUCACGCAAACAUGUUUGCAGCCAAGGCUGUACACUUAAGACCCGAUCCCAAGCUGGCAACCCAAGAGUGUUGUCUUAAACUCAGUCUUUUACCGCUUCGACUAAAUAUCGACCAGGAUAGUCUACUAUUCCUUAUAACAUUUUUCACAGAGCUUAGUGGCGUAAUUAAACACAACCACGACAAUAUUACCAAGGUCAACAUUGCCGAGUCGUCUACAGGUUCAAAACAAGGUACACCCACUCAUCAUCCCCCAGUCAUGAGUGUCAAUGACGCUAGCGACCAGUCCAAUACUAAUAACCCUAUGGGUGUGUCACAAAAACCAAUUAUUGAUCAGAAUCUUAUGAUACUCCUGGAGGAUGAACUCAUGAUCAAGGAGAGCAAGUCUAGUAUAAAGAUUGUCAGUGAGAUACAAGAAAACAGCCAUCCAGUAUACUUUAGAAGUGUAAUAUUUACACCUGAAGUAUUGGUACGAUUGGAUUAUCAUGGUAAACGUGUUGAUCUAACUCAUGGACCUCUUGCAGGCCUAUUAAUGGGUUUAGCUCAAUUAAAUUGUUCCGAGUUAAGAUUGAAAAGAUUGACGCAUCGACAUGGUUUACUUGGUUUUGAUAAAUUGAUAUCAUACCUUUUAUCAGAAUGGAUUCAAGAUAUCAAAAAGAACCAACUUCCAGGUCUAUUGGGUGGAGUUGGACCAAUACAUUCUCUCGUACAACUGUUUCAAGGGAUUCGUGAUUUGUUUUGGCUACCGAUUGAACAGUAUCAAAAAGACGGGAGAAUCGUUCGUGGUUUACAGCGCGGUGCCAACAGCUUCACGACCUCCACGGCAAUGGCGGCUCUUGAGCUAACAUCUCGACUCGUGCACGCGAUACAAAGCACUGCCGAAACGGCGUAUGAUAUGGUCAGCCCGGGUCCAAGUGUUAGGCGUAAAAUUAAGGGCCAGAAAGGUCGCAGAAAACGCUACAGUCAGCCUCUUGAUAUUAGGGAAGGCAUGUCUAAUGCCUACAUCCUCGUAAAAGAGGGUCUUGGUGAGACAGCCAAUCAACUAGUACGCGUGGCUAGCGAGGAGCACGAGCAGAAAGGUGUCUCCGGUGCUGUCGGUGGCGUCCUUCGCCAAAUUCCACCGACGGUUGUCAAACCGAUAAUUCUCGCCACCGAAGCUACCAAUAACGUUCUCGGUGGUAUGAGAUAUCAACUGGUGCCGGAUGCUCGACACGAGGCUACUCAAAAAUGGAGGCAAGAGUCGAGCGAUGUAAAUUGAAUGUACAUGCAAUGUACUUCAUAAAGAGGCUGCGAAGUAGUGGUCGAAUUAUAUUUCGGAUAACACCGUGGGGUUGAAACAAUGAAACUGUAAUCGCACAAGUGUUGCGCUCCCUCACGAUUUUA